Molecule: messenger RNA, 864 nt
Organism: Ascochyta rabiei
Lineage: Eukaryota; Fungi; Ascomycota; Dothideomycetes; Pleosporales; Didymellaceae
Exons: 2
Coding region: 1-864 (287 amino acids)
Cellular component (GO): intracellular anatomical structure
Molecular function (GO): oxidoreductase activity, acting on NAD(P)H, oxygen as acceptor
Source: RefSeq, a predicted model, not a curated record
AUGGCACUAGGUGCAAUUGAACCCCAAAUCGCUGCUUCUGCUUCAGCCUCAUUUUCUACACAGAUCCCUGCCCUGUUCUCUCUUAAAAACAGGACGAUAGCAAUAACAGGUGGCGGCCGAGGACUCGGUCUCACGCUUGCUUUCGCAGUCGUCGAAGCCGGCGGCCACGCUGCGCUCAUCGACCUUCUUCCUGAGCCUAGCGAACCGGAGUAUUCUGUCCUUACUAAACUCGCCAAAGAUUCAUCUCUCACAGUGUCAUACCGCAAAUGCGAUGUCACCAGUGAAGCCGACGUCGCCAGCAUUCUCGAGUCGAUCGAAGAGCAAGGAGAAAAGUGUGGUGCGCCGCUGGGCGGUAUGAUAGCGUGUGCUGGCAUCCAGCAGCGUGUACCAGCCCUCGACUAUGAAUCAUCGGACUUCGAGCGCAUCUUACGUGUCAAUGUCGUAGGCGCGUUUAUCUCUGUGAAGAGGACGGCAAUGAUUCUCAGGGAGAAGGGCAGGAAUGGAAGUAUCGUGUUAAUCGCGAGUAUGUCGGGCAGCAUUGCAAAUAGAGGUCUGACCUGUACGGCAUACAAUACAAGCAAGAGUGCUGUGCAUCAGAUGUGCAGGAGUUUGGCACAGGAGUGGGGACAGUAUGGCAUCCGUAUCAACACAUUGUCGCCAGGUUACAUCAGAACCGCGAUGACAGAUGAACUUCUGGCCGCAGAUCCAGGCUUGGAGCAGAUAUGGAUGCAGGGCGCACUCUUGGGCAAGCUGGGUGUGCCAGAUGACUUCAAGGCGCCUGCGGUGUUUCUGCUAGCGCAGGGGAGCGGUUUCAUGACUGGCGCAGACUUGAGGGUUGACGGUGGACACUGCGCCUCUGCUUAA